AUGUCUCUCAAUCUGGAGAAGCAGCUCGCAUUCUAUGGUGCCUAUCAUCAUGAUCCGGUCAAUAUCGGGAUCCACAUGGCAUGUGUGCCACUGAUCAUGAUGACCGCCUUCCUCUUUUUCACCAACACACCAGCAUUAGCCCUCCCAUCAUGGAUGCCGGCAGUACCGAACAUGCCGCUCAACGGCAGCACCAUACUAGCAGUCUUGUACUCUACGCUCUACAUCCUCAUGGAACCAGUUGCCGGAGGCCUUCUCGCACCGUUGAUACUCGGCGGGACCGCCUACAUGAAUCAUCUAACUUCGACCUAUGGAUCGACUGCAAACUAUUGGGGCAUCGGCCUGCAUAUCUUCUCCUGGGUUGCGCAAUUUGUCGGGCAUGGGAAGUUUGAGGGUAGAGCGCCCGCGCUCUUGGACAAUCUGGUGCAGGCACUCUUUCUAGCCCCGUUCUUCGUGUGGUUCGAGGUGUUGUUCUUCUUCGGGUACAGACCGGAACUGAAGAGUAGAGUGGAAACGGCCGUUCAGCAGGCGCGGAAGAGGUUCAAGGAAGAGAAAGCAAAGAAAAGCGCUGGAGAGAAUGGGUCCGCGAACGGCUCCCACACUUCCUGA
Molecule: messenger RNA, 606 nt
Organism: Coniosporium apollinis CBS 100218
Lineage: Eukaryota; Fungi; Ascomycota; Dothideomycetes
Exons: 4
Coding region: 1-606 (201 amino acids)
Biological process (GO): sphingoid catabolic process
Cellular component (GO): endoplasmic reticulum
Source: RefSeq, a predicted model, not a curated record